AUUGCGUAUUUGCACAGCCGUCAUGUCGUUCAUCUGGAUCUCUCGGAUUCCAAUAUGGUGUGGGCCCCCGAGACGAACACCUUCUUCGGGAAGGAAGUCAAGGCAGAAUAUCCGUACCCGAUAGACUUCGAGUUCUCGCAGCGGUUGGAGUUGGGUCCGGGCGUCCAGCCUGCCAUCGAACUUCCGCCCUCGGCCAUUAAGAAACCGAGGGGAAUCACACAUCUCGACCCUUACUCAUGGGAUGUUUACUGCCUAGGAUGGCUCCUCCAAUGGACGAUUUCAAAGUCCCAGUCGAGAUACCUUCACCAUACUCCACCCUGGUUGUUAAGACGCUACGUGCAAUGGAUCAUCGGCGAAGAGCGCGGGUGCGCAGGCGUUUGUCGUUGUCGCCCGACCGCGAGACAAGCGCACCAA
This is a messenger RNA of Epithele typhae, 414 nucleotides long. RefSeq lists its product as uncharacterized. The annotation marks the transcript as partial. NCBI's taxonomy places the organism in Eukaryota, Fungi, Basidiomycota, Agaricomycetes, Polyporales, Epitheliaceae. Gene Ontology annotation, biological process: protein phosphorylation. Gene Ontology annotation, molecular function: protein kinase activity; ATP binding. The record is from RefSeq and is a predicted model, not a curated record. The transcript has 3 exons.